Mizuhopecten yessoensis (Yesso scallop) is the source of this 2188-nucleotide messenger RNA. Its product is annotated as transmembrane protein 14C-like. Gene Ontology annotation, biological process: regulation of heme biosynthetic process. The record is from RefSeq and is a predicted model, not a curated record. The coding region runs from base 89 to 400 and encodes 103 amino acids. Lineage: Eukaryota; Metazoa; Mollusca; Bivalvia; Pectinida; Pectinidae. The transcript is spliced from 4 exons. Gene Ontology annotation, cellular component: mitochondrial membrane.
UCGCCCUUCUACCAAUCGGUUCCUGUUCAGAGAACUUUGAGAUUCUCGAGUUGACACGCAGAGAAGAUUUUCCUGAUAAACCACAAAGAUGCCUAUCGAUUAUGUCAGUAUUGCGUAUGCAGUGACAGUAGCUGCCGGAGGUGUUCUGGGCUACACUAGAGCAGGUAGCAUUCCGUCCUUGGCAGCAGGCAUCAUCUGUGGAGGGUUGAUGGGGGUGGGGGCCUACCAAACAACCCAGAACCCCAAGAAUGUCAUGCUUUCUCUUGUGGUCAGUGGCCUCCUGUUGACGGUCAUGGGGUCAAGGUUCUAUAAAACACACAAGGUCAUGCCUGCAGGGAUAGUUGCAGGCUUGAGUGUACUCAUGGUGGUGAGAUUUGGCUACAGAUUGACCCAGAAGUAGAGAGAGACGAGACAUGUCCAAGCACUAUGGAAUGUUAUCAAAUAACUUUUCCUCUCAGACUGCUGGAGACUUUGGAGAACAUUUAAAGUAUAUUUGUUAUGCUUAGGCCAUGAAAUGGUAUGGAAGUGUUAAAUUACCCAUAUCAAUACAUACCACUUUGUCUUCAUUCAUUUUACUGCCUUCACUUAAAACUCUAAUACUUUGCAUUCAGAACCAUAAUGUCACAAAUGAGUUAGCAUUUAAGACUUAUGGUUCAUAAAUAUAUAGCUGACAUCAAGCCAUCUCCAUUUCCAUAUAAACCUUUGUUAUUGCUCUGCUGGCUUUUCCCCAAAUGAUUUGAAUGCAACUAUACAAAUUUCCAGACAAGUACACAUCUCAAAUGAAUUCACGUUGCAGAGUUGCAGUUGUACUGCAAAAUUAUAGUAUGAUUUUGGCUUCAGUCCCUCAAAUUUUCAACUUAUUUUGUUAAAAAAGGUGAAUGUGCCUGAAUGGGAAAAAAACCCAAAAAACUUGGAAAACCUUUUGAACAUCAUUCUUUUACAAAUUUACAUAGCAGUGCCAUUGUUCCAUAAUUUUCCAUAUAUGACAAACAAUGUACCUGGUAUGAAUUCUUUUUAGUUUUUCAUUCAGUCAGUCCUUUUAAUGUACACUAAGUACGUGGGUGAUAUUCUGGUGCUGUUUUUUCCCUGUUAGUGUUAUAUUUUUUUGUAAUACAUGUAUAUUUACUUAAAGGAGGCUCCACCCUUUCACAAUUAAAUCAUUUAACCCCGAAGACACAUUUGAACUCUUCCAUAUUAAAGGUUGGAAUAGUUCAUUAUGAAAUUUCUGGUUAAAUUAGUUAACCAGCAGAAUUCGUUGAAGCAUUAACAUAAUUGUUAUGCAGCUAUGUAGAGGUGAUUUUAUGAAAAUCUAAGCAUUCUGGAAGACUGGAUUUUAUUGGAAUUUGAGUUUUUGUCUAUUUUAAUAUUUUCCAUUGUUUGGCACCUGGUGUGAUAAUCCACAAGCUAAAAGUAAACCAGGAUACAUAGUUUCAUACAAUGAGAGUGAAAAAUUGUACAAAAUGAUGGAAAUAAGUUAAAAUUAUGAUAUCAGAAUUGUCAAUUUAUGGUUCUUUUACGGAACCAAAUUACUCUCAAUCAUGUACAGUUGGGACAUCAUUCCACAGCCAUUAGCCCAUUGUAUAUCUACAUGUCAGGUACAUAUGUAACCAGAGGCUAAAGCAUGUUAGCCCAUUGUAUAUCUACAUGUCAGGUACAUAUGUAACCAGAGGCUAAAGCAUAGCUCAUUGUAUAUCUACAUGUCAGGUACAUAUGUAACCAGAGGCUAAAGCAUAGCUCAUUGUAUAUCUACAUGUCAGGUACAUAUGUAACCAGAGGCUAAAGCAUAGCUCAUUGUAUAUCUACAUGUCAGGUACAUAUGUAACCAGAGGCUAAAGCAUGUUAGCCCAUUGUAUAUCUACAUGUCAGGUACAUAUGUAACCAGAGGCUAAAGCAUGUUAUGCCAUUUACACUUGCAUUUUCAUAGGGAUCUUGAUAUUUUACAAAACACUACUUUCAGAGUUAGUGCACUGCAUUUGUUAAGAUGAUUUACUGGACGAAGCAUAACAUGCUCGACAACAAAAAAUCUAAGGACCUCUAGAUUAUGAACUGGUAUAAGAGUGUGAUUUGUUUUUUAAGUAAAAUCUGGGCCUGUAUUCAUGAAACCUUUUUAAGCUAAAGAUCGGAUUUUGUGCUUACGCCCAAUUUAUUAUACCCGAGCUAUAAAUUAAUAAAAAAAAUACUUAUUUGA